Drosophila montana is the source of this 5278-nucleotide messenger RNA. RefSeq names its product stolid (gene stol). Gene Ontology annotation, cellular component: voltage-gated calcium channel complex. The transcript has 17 exons. The record is from RefSeq and is a predicted model, not a curated record. Lineage: Eukaryota; Metazoa; Arthropoda; Insecta; Diptera; Drosophilidae. Gene Ontology annotation, molecular function: voltage-gated calcium channel activity. Bases 1293 to 5099 code for a protein of 1268 amino acids.
CAGGCGAGUGUGGAUGCGUUUCGCGCGAAGCGCCAAAAGACAUAAGAAUUCAAUCUAAAACCCAAUACAAAACAACAAAACUAAAACGCGACGACCAAAAUGAAUAUAAAACACCAUAGAAGUGUGCAAAAAAUUGACAAAAUAAAUUAAAAAUUACAUUUGUGUUUGGCAAAUUAAAAAAUCAAAAGACAAGCAAAGAGCGCUCAAAAUUACAGUUAAAAUCUAGUGUUGUAAAGCAUGAGAGAAAAACACAUACAGCAAAAAUAAAUAAACGCGAGUGCAAUUUAAAAAACGCAUGUGAAAAUCUCUGUACACUACAAUUUCUUGAAAGCAAAUGUUGAAAAAAUUCCUUAUACAUGUAUAAAUAGACAUACAAUUAUAUAUAUAUAGAUAUAUACGUUACAGACAUAUAUUUGUAUACGUAUGUAUGUAUGUAGUAGUAUAAUACUUGUGAGCGCCAAAAAGCCGAAGAGCAGAGCCCAACUCAAACGCCGACGCCGACGCCAACGCCGCGCAGCCAUAUAAAUCGUCUCUCGUCGCGAGCUCUUUCGAAAGUUAACGGUCCUGCCCGACGUUCGCGUAGUAAAAACGUAGCGUGUGUGUUUUUGUCGGCAAAUCUGUGGACGUUGACGUCGCCGUCAACUGCGCUGCGCUUCACUGCACACAGAGCAGGCGUUAGCAGCAGCAGCCGCCGUCGCCCCCGUUACAACAGACUUUUUUUGUUGUUUUUGGUCAAGCAGCACUUCGCACUGGAGCUUCGAAAUUGCGAAUUUGGCGCGCUAAGCAGCAAGUAAGUCUUAGACUUGUUCAAGGACAAAUUAAUCCCACGCACAAAUCCACACAUAUCCAACAGAGCAAUUAAACGUGUCUAACUAAAACAGAUUGUAAAAAUGCUUAACUUUAACCAGAAAUGCAAUACAAAUAAUUGUUGGCAGUUAAUAAAAAUGCGGCAAACUCAUGUUUUAAAACAAACAUAUGAAAUUUAACAAUUUCUAAAACUUGACACAAUUAAAUGCAUAAAAUAUAAAAAAGCCAACUUGUUAAUCGAAAAAAAUCAAGUGGAAAUCGUCAAUAAAUAAAAACAAAUUCGAAAUUCAUUUGGUAAACUAUUUUGUGGCUUUACAGCACGCAAAUCCAACAUAAAAUAAAUAAAAAUAAACCAAUAAUAUGAAAUUCGUGCGAGUAAAUUGAAAACAGUUUAUUCAGUGUCGGUUACAAAGCCGCAGGUUCAAUCGAAACCAAAAUCAAAAAAAAAAAACAAAAGAAAAACUGUCAAAUUUUGCAAAAAAAAAAUGGCGCGCAAUCAUUUGAGCUGCUUUCUGGCCCUGUUGCUGGGCGUGUUAAUAUUCCAAAAGCGCAUAUGCCCAGCUGUUGCCGAUCAGGAUGAGGAUAUACCGCACAACGAAGUGCGCAACUGGGCUCUUAAAUUUGGCGUUGAUUUAUGGGAGUUUGGUCGCCAAUUUACCAAAAUGAACGAAAUCAAAAGUCGCUUUAAGGACAAUGACAUCGAAGUGAAGCGCAAGGACGGCAUUAUCCUGCUGCGUGAAUUAGCGGCCGAAGUGAAGAACUUUAUGGACUUCAAGCGUAACGCCGUAAUGCGCUUGAUGGACUCGGCGGAGCAGGCGGCGCUCUCAGAGCUGGAGGGGCAGAGCAGCUCGGAGGCGGGGGCAUUGGGGCAGCAACAGCAUUACGAUGCUAGACGCAUCAAUGAGUAUAAUGCCGAUGGCAAGUUGGCGGACGGAGCUCGCCACAUGGAUAUUCGAUUCAUGCGGCGCUUCGAGCGCCUGCCGGUGAAUCUCAGUCUAAGCUCGAUUCUGGUGCCGCACGGCGUCGAUUUGGAUGAGGCGGACGUGAAGUCGGCAUUGCAGUGGAGCGCCCACUUAGAUCCACUCUUCCAGAAUAACUUGGAGCGAGAUCCGGCAUUGUCCUGGCAAUACUUUGGCUCAUCAUCGGGCUUUUUGCGUCGCUUCCCCGGCACCGCCUGGCCACCGGAGGGCUCCAAAGGCAGCAAACUGAUCCACGACUUUCGUACACACAACUGGUUCGUUCAGGCCGCCUCCUCGCCCAAGGAUAUUAUGAUCCUGUUGGACGCCUCGUCGAGCAUGUCCGAGAAGUCCUUCGAACUGGCCAUGGCCACGGCCUUUAAUAUACUGGAUACGCUCGGCGAGGAUGACUUUGUGAAUUUGAUAACCUUUUCGGAGGUGGUCAAGACGCCUGUACCUUGUUUUAAGGAUCGCAUGGUGCGUGCCACGCCCGACAAUGUCCAGGAGAUUAAGUCGGCUGUCAAGGCCGUAAAGCUGCAGGAUACGGCGAACUUUACUGCGGGUCUAGAGUACGCCUUCAGUCUGCUGCAUAAGUACAAUCAAUCUGGAGCGGGCAGCCAGUGCAAUCAAGCCAUAAUGCUGCUUACGGAGAGCACCUCGGAAUCGCACAAGGAGAUCAUCAAGCAGUAUAACUGGCCGCAUAUGCCCGUUCGCAUCUUCACCUAUCUAAUUGGCAGCGACUCUGGCAGUCGCAGCAAUCUGCAUGAGAUGGCCUGCUCCAACAAGGGCUUCUUUGUGCAGAUCAAUGACUACGAGGAGGCGCGACGGAAGGUAAUUGACUAUGCGCUGGUGAUGGCGCGACCCAUGAUUAUGUAUCAGGCCGAUCAUCCGGUGCACUGGAGUCCUGUGUUUGUUGCCGGCAAAUCGGGUGGACUGGGUCGAGAUUCGGAAUAUCAGCGACGUUUGGUGACGACAGUUUCAACUCCGGUCUUCGAUAGACGAAACCAUUCGGUGCGCGUUGCGAAUCUGUUGGGUGUGGUGGGCACCGAUGUGCCCAUCGAGGAGAUACGGAAAAUGAUACCACAGCACAAGCUGGGACCGAAUGGCUAUUCGUUUAUCGUCGAUAACAAUGGGCGUGUGCUGUACCAUCCAGACUUGCGGCCCCUCAGCGAUGGCAAUCAGUAUAUCGAUCAGCUGCGACCCAGAUAUGCCUCCGUCGAUAUCACGGAGUUGGAACUGCCGGAAACGGAAAUUGGCAACGAUCACGAAGUAGUCGAGAUGAACAAGAAUCUACUCAAUGAGAUGCGCGGUGACAUGAUUCGCCCCAAGGAGGGUGAGACAGAGUUCACCGUACUCAAUCAUUACGAUGAGUCGAAGCGCGUCUCGACGCGCACGCAUCGCUACUUCUACGGUCCCAUCGAGGACACGCCCUUCACGCUGGCUAUUGUCCUGCCCGAGAAGUACGGCAGCCACGAGUUGGUCUCCCAGCAGGAGAUAAGGCAUUCGCGUAACAAUGUUACCGAAUACUUUAAGGGGGACAACUGGCGCGUACAUCCCGAUUGGGUCUACUGCGAGUACAAUAGCGUCAGCGAUUUGGAAAAGGAGCGCGAGAGCUCCGGCGAGUAUACGUCGCGCGAUCAAGAGCCCAGUUUCGGGUCGCCAGAAGAGCAGGUUCUGCACUUUCUGGCACGCGCAGGACGCCCCGGUUGGAAGUGGAUGUCGGUGCGACCAAAGUCGCCGCAGCCACAUCAUAACCUGCAUGGCACCUCGCCCAGUGCCGCCCACUUUGGGGCGCAGCAUCUGAAUGUGCAGGGAUCUCGCAAGGCAGAGCCCUAUUACUGCGAUCGAACCCUCAUUCAGAGCUUGGUGCGCGAUGCGAUGGUCACCGAUGGUCUGGACCGGAACACGACGGGCACAUCCAACGGCAAGGAGGAAAAACAUCCAAUCGCCACAUUGAUGGCCAUUUUAAAGAGGCAAGGCUAUUCGAAAUUUGUGGUGGCCACUUCCUUUGUGGCUACACGCUCGGGCUUGUUGCGCUGGAUCGAUCACAUAAAGAGACCCGAGGAUACACCAGAACCUCACUUUAGCGAGGACAAUGUGCGCGCUAUGGACAGUUCCUGGUACAAACGGGCCGUGGAUCAGCAUUCGGUAGAGCCGGACAGUUUUGUAUAUAGCGUACCCUUCGGAUCGGGCUAUGCCAUCAAAUCGAACCUGACUUUGGUCACCGCCUCGCAUGCGAUAUUCGUGGAGCAUCGCGGACACAAGGCGCCGGCUGGCGUUGUGGGGCUACAGUUCCAACAUGAUUCCCUGGCCAAGCACUUCAUCAACAUCACAUCUGCAUGCACCGGCAUGACGGGCUGUAAGCGAACCUGCGCCUCGGACAAUCUCGAUUGUUAUGUGCUGGACAACAGUGGAUUUGUGAUAAUAUCUGAAGAAAUGGAGCACACGGGCAAAUUCUUUGGCCAAAUCGAUGGCACCAUUAUGGACUCACUUGUGCAGGAUCGCAUCUACAAGCGUGUUACGGUCAAUGACUAUCAGGGCGUAUGCUCCGACUCCGACAAUCCCUAUACGGCAGCUGGUGGCAUUUUGAAGCCGCAUCGCUUGGGCAGCUGGUUCCUGCAGCACUUGGUCGCAUUGAGCGCCACUUGGCUAUCCCUGAUGCCGGCCUCAUUGCGCGCCUGGCCACAGGAUGAUUAUGAGACAUACGACAAUGAGGAUGUCGUCUUUGUGGAGAACAACUAUUCGGACGAGUAUGAGGAGAAUUUCGAGAGCGAGUACAACAUGCCCGUGGAUCCAGAAAUCGAUGAAUUCUUUACCACAGCAGAUGUGGAGUACACGACACCGCCACCCAAACAGCACAGGCCCCACAGUGGACCCAGAUUCGCGCCUGAUCCGCAGAAUGCGCGUCGCUGUGAUCUCCGUACCGAUCUUUAUAUGCUGCAACCGGAACGCCUCAAUCAAGGCGGACAAAAUAAUCCAUUAAAGGGUAAACUAACCAAUUGUCAUGUUUCUGGCUGCGAGCGGCCGUUCAGUGUGCAGAAAAUUCCGCAUAGUAAUUUAAUUUUACUUGUGGUGGACACAUUGUGUCCUUGCGGCUCCAAGCAGCUGGAUAUUGAGCCCAUGGAGGAGUCGGGCAUUGUGGGAGCCUGCAGCACGCGUCGCCAGAGCCAGGAGCAGGAGUCGCGUCGCCGGCCCAAGAAAUGCAUUAACUAUCAUCCCGAAGAGAUUGAGAUACAGCAGUGUGGGCGUGGCAGCACCCUGUUACACAUGUCGGCCUCCCUCGUAGCGGCUCACCUGUUGAUGGUCAGCGUGACCUUUGUGCUGGCCAACGCGUGAUACGAGUACUAAAUGCCACAAAAUCAGGACAUGGUAAACCGAACAGACGGAUAAUGAGCACAAGCAGAAGUACGAUAAGAUAAGGCUUUUUUAUGAGCAGGCGCAGCUAGUUAUGGGAGUGCGAGAAAUUUCGGAUAAAUUCCAUUGACGUAAUGCAUAGCCAAAAAUACGAAAAAAAA